Messenger RNA from Erigeron canadensis, 2090 nucleotides. RefSeq lists its product as uncharacterized. The transcript has 14 exons. The record is from RefSeq and is a predicted model, not a curated record. The coding region runs from base 195 to 1829 and encodes 544 amino acids. Lineage: Eukaryota; Viridiplantae; Streptophyta; Magnoliopsida; Asterales; Asteraceae.
UAAACCGACCCACCGUUGACACACACCAAAAUUCCCAGUUUUUUUUUUUUUUUCAUCAACAAACGAAAUCACUACUCUAAUUCCGAUUUCACAGACUUAUUAGGGUUUCACGAAUCCAAAUAUAUACAUACAUAUAUAUAUACAUAUAAUAACUUCAAACCAUACAUAUACACAAAAGCAAAUUAGAUCUAUAUAUGGAACAGCUUAUCAACUUCAUCAUUCGUCCACCUAGAGCCGAGUAUGAGCCUAAUAAUGAUUUACUAGAUCAAGAAUUCAUGCUUAAAGGGAAAUGGUUUCAAAGGAAAGAUAUAGAGAUUUCAAAUAGCCGAGGAUACAUUCUUCAGUGUAGUCAUUACUUGCCUAUUGUGAGUCCUGAAGGAAAGCCUUUGCCAUGUGUGAUAUACUGCCAUGGAAACAGUGGGUGCCGAGCAGAUGCCAGCGAAGCAGCUAUAAUAUUAUUGCCAUCAAAUAUUACUGUCUUCACUCUUGAUUUUUCUGGGUCUGGACUCUCUGGAGGAGAGCAUGUCAGUCUAGGGUGGUAUGAAAAAGAUGAUUUGAAAUCUGUAGUAGAUUAUUUGCGGUCUGAUGGAAAUGUUUCAUUAAUUGGCUUGUGGGGAAGAUCAAUGGGUGCUGUAACAAGCCUGAUGUAUGGAGCCGAGGAUCCUUCAAUUGCGGGAAUGGUUCUUGACAGCCCCUUCUCUGAUUUGGUUGAUUUGAUGAUGGAACUUGUUGACACCUACAAAAUUCGUCUGCCCAAGUUUACUGUUAAGUUUGCUAUCCAGUACAUGCGAAGAGCUAUUCUUAAAAAGGCAAAAUUUGAUAUUGUGGAGCUCAAUACCAUAAAGGUUGCGAAAUCUUCUUUUGUUCCGGUUCUAUUCGGUCAUGCUGGUGAUGAUGAUUUUAUACAACCACAUCACUCUGAUCGUAUCUAUGAAGCUUACAUGGGGGACAAGAAUAUCAUUAAAUUUGAGGGUGACCAUAAUUCUCCACGUCCCCAGUUUUAUUUUGAUUCUAUAAAUAUCUUUUUCCACAACGUCUUGCAACCACCAGAAGAUGAAGUUAAGGGGAACUUUUUUGAUUCCUCCCUUGAUUACCUCGGCAAGGAAAUUCAUGGGGUUGGAUAUGAAGAUGAUUUUUUAGUUGCACCUCAAGCAUCAAGUAGCACUGAGGAUGCAAUUAAUCAACUCCGCUCUAAAAGGCCUAUGAGUAGAACUGAGGUUCCUUCUGAUAUCCCGUCAGCAGAUAAAAAAUGUAAUUCUGAGGAUGAAGGGACUACGAAUAAACCUACGUCAUCUUCUAAAAUGAUAAACAUUGAGUUUUCUAAUGGCCAUCCUUGCUCAUCAGCAGAGGAUCACGAGUAUGUCGAGUACCCACUUCAGCACGUGGAAGGUUUCCCAUGCGAUGUCGAGGAAGAAGAAAGGAUGCUCAUGGAAGCCGUGCUCCUUUCGCUAAAAGAUUUAGAACCGAAACAAGCUGGCGAUCAACUACCGGUCAGUGAUGGCAAAUCUUCAGUGGCUAAUGAUUGCCCUCCAAUUAAAAUUGAUCCUACACGGGCUUCAACAGCAAGUAGCAGUGAUUCACCUUCACAAUUCAUGUCUCCAUGUAACAGCACAUCUUCAACUGAACUAUCAUCAAGUAUGACUCCAUCUGCUGAUGGUUCGGGUAGGGCAAGUAGGAAAUCUGCUGCAAAUACUGGAUGUAUUGGUUCAUCUGAUGUUGACGUGGCUGAUCGAACCAAAGCUACAGUGACAGUUGAAAGAACCCCGUCCAGUAACAUAAUGGACGGGCUGUUAAAACGUUGGGAUCUUAAUUUCUUUAAGAAUAGAUGAUGAUUUCAAAAUCUCUUGGUUUUAGAGAGUGUGUUGUGUCAGAUGAAUAUAUAUUCUUUUCUUUUUUUUUCUUCUUAUUUGGAGGUGGUGUGGUGAUUCAUUGUUUUGAUACUGAAUGGAAUUGGACAUGUGAUAGAAAUACGGGAGGUUGGUGUAAUUUGAUGUAUAUAAGGUUCAAUCCAUGCUUGUAAUUUACAUUCUUUUCCAGUGUAGUUGGAAUGUUGAAAGAAAUGCUAAUGUUAAUACCUUUUAGUUCUGCAA